This is a messenger RNA of Bipolaris oryzae ATCC 44560, 1116 nucleotides long. RefSeq lists its product as uncharacterized. The record is from RefSeq and is a predicted model, not a curated record. Bases 1 to 1116 code for a protein of 371 amino acids. NCBI's taxonomy places the organism in Eukaryota, Fungi, Ascomycota, Dothideomycetes, Pleosporales, Pleosporaceae. The transcript has 3 exons.
AUGACGCCGUCUCAAAGCAGUCGCAUCAUCAUCAAUCCUACUGGAGACGCACUGAUAACUUUAGAGAGCCCAGGAAAAGUCUUUGCUCUCUGGAUAGAGCCCCUGGAUACUUUAAGCGAUUCAGAAGACAUAGGCACCGAAGAUUCAACUGAAGAACUCGACUAUGAAGACCAUAGCGAUGGAGAGGAGAUGCCGAAUUGGAUGAGCUCUUCUCAGCCAAUCUUUUACCAGGUUUCAUCAGCGCAUCUCAUCACAGCAUCCCCAAAAUUCAGAAGUGAGCUCCUGGCCUCUAGAGACAACCAGAAAGAUAGCAAUAACCUCCAUCAUAUCAAAUGCUCAGACUGGGACCCUGAAGCAUUCGAAAUACUACUCAACACAUUGCAUACUCGCUACCGCCGAGUGCCAAAGCAGCUGAGUUUGGAAAUGCUCGCUAAAAUCGCCGUAAUGGUCGAUUACUACAAAUGCUGGGAAGCUUUCGAACUGAUAUCUCAAACAUGGAUCAGACACAUUCGCGUGUGCCACCCAAUGCCUCAAACCUACAGCCGCGACCUAAUGCUCUGGAUGCUGGUCACAUGGGUAUUCAAACUACCGAAAGAAUUUAGCAGGGCCACCGCUAUAAUGUUGCGACAAUGUACGGAGUCAAAAAUACAAGACAUGGGGCUGGGAAUUCCACCAUCAAUACUUCGGACGGUGGAAGUCCGACGUUCAGAAGCCAUCGGGCAAAUCAUCGAGACAUUCAACUGCUGGAUCGAUGAGUUCAGCGACACCUACAGGUGCCGGGUCGACGCAGACUUGUCCUUUGAGUGUAGCUCUAUCUUACUUGGCGCGCUCAUGAAGCAGAUGCGAAAUAUCGAUGUUCUAUCACCUCAAGUCGUCGCGCCAUUUGAUGGGUUCAGUCUGGAGAAGGUCCAUGAGAACAUCAAAGCGAUACAAUCGCCGAUUUGGGAAACGUACGAUGGAGUUAAUGAGCUUUAUCCUAUUAAGCAUUCUUGCGGCUUUCAAGGCACGAUUAUAAGAGAUGUUGGGCACAUUAUUGCGAGGGCGAAGGGGCUGGUGCUGAAUGACUUUGUGGAUUGCAGUGAGAAUAUGGAGGUUUUGAGUCUUCGUUGUCCAUAG